Messenger RNA from Ictalurus furcatus (blue catfish), 4029 nucleotides. RefSeq names its product lysophospholipid acyltransferase 7. The transcript has 9 exons. Gene Ontology annotation, biological process: lipid modification; phosphatidylinositol biosynthetic process. The record is from RefSeq and is a predicted model, not a curated record. NCBI's taxonomy places the organism in Eukaryota, Metazoa, Chordata, Actinopteri, Siluriformes, Ictaluridae. Bases 58 to 1428 code for a protein of 456 amino acids. Gene Ontology annotation, cellular component: mitochondria-associated endoplasmic reticulum membrane contact site; membrane. Gene Ontology annotation, molecular function: lysophospholipid acyltransferase activity.
UUCACUCACGCUGUGCUUCUAGUGUAGACCGGAAGACAUUUAUACCUGCCGUUGGAAAUGUCUCCAGAUGAGCUGGUGUACCUGGGAAUCCUCGCCGCAUCCAUACCUGUGGGGGUCCUGUUCCGCUACCUCAGUCCUCAAGUGAAGAAGGGGGCAGCGUUGAGUUUGGGUCUCCUCAUCACCAUCGGCACGUGCAGGAUACACACUUUACACUCGCUGUGCACCAUUUUGGGAACGUGGCUGAUCAUCCGAGUCAACUGGAGGAAAGCUCCGCCCCUUUCUCUCGGAUGGACGUUCCUUUAUCUUUUCUUCUUCCGUAUGGUCAUGUGGUUCGGACUUCCGGCUCCGCCACCGUUCGCAAACGCCAUCCAGCUUCUCCUCACCCUGAAGUUGGUCAGUUUGGCGUACGAGGUUCAGAGCUAUCACUUUGAGAAGAAAAAGGAAGUGAGCUCGUUCUCCAAGUCGCCCGUGAUUGGCCGGCUCUCUCACGAGCCCUCCCUCUAUGACAUCCUCUCAUACAGCUACUGCUACGUUGGGAUCAUGACGGGGCCAUUCUUCCGUUAUCAGACGUAUGUGGACUGGCUCGAACAGACCGAUCCUCUCGUGCUGCCGUGUAAAGUGCCGUGCCUGAGCAAGUUAAAGCUGGUUCCUGUUUAUGCCGCUCUCUUCAUGGGUGUUAACUUCCUGUUCCCGUUGUCCUAUGUUCGCACCGACGACUUCCUGGAGCACAACUUCUUCUUCAGGUUUUUCUACAUGGUGGCGGUGUUCUUCGUGUUCCGCAUGAGGUUCUACUCGGCGUGGUGCGGAGCUGAGGCCGGCUGCAUCACCGCAGGACUCGGGUGCUACCCAAAGGGGGCGGAGUCUAAACCAGGAGGCGGACCUACAGUGCAAUACAGCCCCGAGCCCGGUGCUCUGGUCGAGUAUGACUUCAGAACCAUCCAGAACAUCGACUGCUACAAUACAGACUUCUGUGUGAAAGUGCGACACGGUAUGCGCUACUGGAACAUGACGGUGCAGUGGUGGCUUCAUCAGUACAUCUACAGCAGCGCACCGUUCAGAGCCUACGCCCUGAGAGCGGGAUGGACGAUGUUGGUGAGCGCGUACUGGCACGGUCUGCACGCAGGUUAUUACCUGUCCUUCCUCACCAUCCCGGUGUGUAUCGCUGCAGAGUUGUCGAUGGAGUCGUGUGUGCGCGUGCGUCUCGGCGCUGAGGGACAGAAGGUGUUCGACUGGGUGCACUGGUUCCUGAAGAUGCGCGCGUAUGACUACAUGUGCAUGGGUUUCGUCCUGCUGAAUGCCAGCGACACGCUGCACUACUGGAGCUCUAUUUACUUCCUGAUCCACGUCGUGGCCUUCGUCUGUAUCGCCGCCGGACGACUGAUGGGGGGAGGGAAGAAGGAGAGGACGAGGGAGGAGCGUGAGAAGUGACGUUCUGUGGUCUGCAGUGCAUUAUGGGAUUUCAGGCGUGCGCUGGGUAUUUGGGGUUAUUAUUAGUGCACCUGCCAUGUAAGAACCACAAAUCCCAGCAUGCACUGCUUCUGUGCCCCUGUUUUAGCCCCCUGUUUUAGCUCUCUUUUUACCACGCCCUCUACAGCUUCCUUUAAAAUGCGCAUCAGGAGCGCACACUCGCAGCCCGAACGCAGGAGGAGGAAGUGUGUAAGGAUUUUCAGUCUGAGGGAACUGGUUACCCUUAGCAACGAGCACACCAUCACUGAUUUCCUCCAAACUGCAUUCAGUCACAUCAACUCACUAAUGACACGGUAAAGUAAUGAAAGAAAAGAAUGGCUUAGGGAAAGAGAGAAAGACGGGAAGAUGAUCAAGAAAGAAAUAUAGGAAAGGAAAUAAGGAAAUUCUGGAGAGAAGGAAAAUGAAAUGAUGGAGGGAGGGAAAGAAAUUAAGGAAAUGAGGGAGGGAAAGAAAGAAUGAAAUGAUGGAGGGGGAAAAAGGAAAGAAUGAAGUUAUGGAGAGAAGGAAAGAAAGAAUGAAGUGAUUGAGGGAAAGAAGGAAUUGAUGGGGGGAAAGAAAGAAGGAAAUGAUGGAGAGAAGGAAGGAAAGAAUGGCAUUAUGGAGGAAAGGAAAGAAUGAAAGGAUGAAGAGAAGGAAGGAAAGAAGUGAAUGAUGAGGGAAAGAAGGAAAUGAUGGAGAGAAGGAGGGGAAAAGGGAAAGAAUGAAGUUAUGGAGAGAAGGAAAGAAAGAAUGAAGUGAUGGAGGGAAAGAAUGAAUUGAUGGAGAGAAGGAAGGAAAUAAGGAAAUGAUGAAGGGAAAGAAAGAAUUGAUGGAGAGAUUGAAGGAAAGAAGGAAAUGAUGGAGGGAGGGAGAGAAGGAAAUAAUAGAGGGGAAAAAUGAAUGAAGUGAUGAAGGAAAGAAGGAAAAGGAAAUGAUGGAGGGAAGGAAGAAGAUGAUGGAGGGAAAGAAAGAAGGAAAUGAUGGAGAGAAGGAAGGAAAGAAUGGCAUUAUGGCGGGAAGGAAAGAAUGAAAUGAGAAGGAAGGAUGGAGAGAAGGAAAAGAAACGGAUGACAGAGGAAUAUCAAAAUCAAAAAGAGGGAAUGAUGGAGGGAUGAAAAACAAAUAAAUGAUGGAAGAAAGAAAAAGAGACUAACAAAAAAAGAUGGUUUAGGGAUUUAAGGAAUAUGGAAAAACAAAGACGCAAAUAUAGAAGAAUAAAAGCAAGCUGGAUAGAGGGAUGAAAGGGGGAAGAUACACAUUUAAAAAAGGAAAGAACCCCACUUCACUUGGGCUGAUGAAGUUUUGGGGGUGUGUUAAAGACAGAACUGAAACGGGUGGAUGAACAGAUUGUGAUUUUUCUGUGCCGUGAAUGUGCUAAAAAACGAAACGGUUGAUGGACAGAUGGAGGGAGGGAACAAAAAAGGACUUAAAAAUGAAUAUAAAAGUUUCAUGUGCCAGUAACCAGUGUAUAAUGACUUCAUCUCCCAGCAUGCACUGCACAUAAAUACUGUCUGUAGGACAGAGAGAUUAGCGUUACAAAAAAGGAAGGUGUUUAAGAACUCCAUAUCCCACAAUGCACUGCUUCUGUGAAGUCGAAGAAAAGAGGUUUAAAAAAUUUCUCAAUCGCCAAUGUGUGAGAACACCGUUUCCCAGAAUGCACUGCUUCGAUGCCAAUUCUCAUGUUAAGGUUUACGUUAGAAAAGGACGGAGCGUUAUGUUAGCGAGUAUGACGUGCCAAACCGAGACAUAAGCAACGUUACGUUAGAACUACAUCUCCCAGCAUGCACUGCUUCUGUACUAACUGCCAUACACCCAGUAUUAUUCACAACAUUCACCAACAGAGGUGAUCUGAAGGGUGGUAGAAAGUCAUAGUUGGUGUGAAAAGACUACAUUUCCCAUCAUGCACUGCUUCUGCCUCAACCAGCCAACGCUCCACUGCCAUGUGAACGUGAUCGGAGGUUCUCAGGGGUCACGUGAUAGACGACAUGUAGCGCGAUGGUACAAGAACCUGAGCGUUAAAGUGAGACAAGGUGUGCGUUAAUUCCAGAAAUGUUACAGAGGUUCAUGGGAGUUGAAGUCCAUCUUAGUUAUGUAGUUUUUAUGUGGUGGAUUUUUUUUGUUGUUGUUUUUGGGUACCAACAUUCUGUUUAUUUCUGUUUGUCACUUUCCUUCACUGGAACAUUCUCUACGGCGUCCAUUUCCUGUCGCGAGUAAUACUGCGUGAACACAGCAACAAAAUUGCGAAUUUUACGAACGGAAAUUUCCGAAAAUUUAGUUUGUAAAUCUGUGUUUUGCCUUUCACGUGGCUUCGCUAGAAACACAUUCGUUACAAGCAAGAUUGUAGCUGCACCGUAGAUCCUUACGGAUUUCUGCAGUCAUUCCGCACACACGAACGCCGCAUUGUGGACGUGCAGUUACUUCUCACAGGAAAAAGCCUCGUACUUCUCACUCACUCCAUCACACUGAACGUGAAUGUAUAUUUUGUGUAUAUUUUUAAGUAUUUUACAUGAGAAAAGUGUUUCCCUGUUCUGCCAUAAGACUAAAUAGUCAUGUGUUGAUAUUAAAAUUCCAAGUUGAAAUGAA